Molecule: messenger RNA, 6939 nt
Organism: Oryzias melastigma (Indian medaka)
Lineage: Eukaryota; Metazoa; Chordata; Actinopteri; Beloniformes; Adrianichthyidae
Gene: golga2
Product: golgin A2
Exons: 28
Coding region: 601-3915 (1104 amino acids)
Biological process (GO): Golgi organization
Cellular component (GO): cis-Golgi network; Golgi cisterna membrane; Golgi apparatus
Molecular function (GO): protein binding
Source: RefSeq, a predicted model, not a curated record
UUAGUGGUUUGGUAGGUGUUAAUGAGGAGCCCUGCCUUUGAUGGAACCAUUGGAUGCAACACUCUUUUUAGGUCUUUGUGUGCAAAAUAUAGGUUUCAUUUAGAUCUUCUUUUUUUAACACGCUAUACUAUUAAAUACAUCAAUAUUUUUUUUUGUUCAUAACUAUGGGGAGAACUUUUAACACAAAACCUGAAUUUCCAUACUUGCUUGUAAUCAAAUGCUAAUCAUAAUCCUGUAUUUUUUUUUCUUUUUGUAAAAUUUUGGCUUAUUUUUCAGAUACACAAUGCUUUUUUAAUUAUUUUUUUAUGUAUUUUAACGCGUUGCAGCUACAAAGUAUCACUUCACUUGGUUAAUCUGAUAUAUAUUUCUUUUUGUAAUGUCAUUUUAUUUCUCAAAUUAAUUGGUAUUGUAUAUAUUUAUUUUUAUUGCAUAAAUGCAUUUUUUAAUUUUCUUAUUUAUAGCAUAUUUAUGAAAUUAUAUUUAUAGUAAAAUGCAGAGAAUUAUUUUGUAAUGGGAAUAUUUAUAAGUGAAAUUGUAACAAUCCACACAGGUGGAGCUUAGCGCCCCCUGCUGGCUGAGGUGCCUCCAGGCACAAGACUGAUGACGUGGUUUGUUCGGUUUGUUCACCAGAGUAGCAGGAUGGCCGACCAGAGUAGGCAAAUAAAACUCGCUGCAGCUAAAAAGAAGCUGAAGGAGUUUCAACAGAAGAGCUCUCCUGCUCCUGGAGGAGGGGAAAAGGGUGGUGGUGGUGGAGCAGGGGCCAAGAAGAAAAGGAAAAUGAAGGGCCAGACUGAUGCAACGUCUGCAGACAGAGACUCUCCUGACACAUUUGACAGUUUUCUGAAAGCUCUUAGUCAAAGCAAUGGAGUAGUCCUCUCACCUAAUGGCAACUGUCAGACGUCUGCUGACAUAGAGCCUGCAAGGUCGCCAGGUCCCCAGUUUUUGGAGGAGCCAAACAGCGAGCCUGAGCAUGGCGCUCCUGUGUUAAACCCCGCUGUUUCUAACCCCGCUACUAACUCUGACAGUCACAUCACUGACCUGCAGGAGUAUCCUGAUACCAACGGCAACGAGAGUCUAAAGGAGGAAAACAGGCCGCUGUCUUCCACAGAGAGCCUGCGGCAGCUCUCACAACAACUGAAUGGUCUGCUCUCUGAGUCAUCUGCUGCGUAUGUGAACGGGGAGAGCGCACCUUCUGUCAGUGAAAAGGAACUGGAGAGUCGGAACCAGGAGCUUGCAGCUGCCCUGGAGUCCAGCAAGCUAACAAACUCUCAGCUCAAUACCAAGCUAGACCAGCUGGCACAACAAACUCAGGAACUCACAGAUCAACUUCAAAAGGAGCGAAAAGAAUUUGAGCAGAGGUUUUCUAAAGAGCAGGGAGCCAUGCGGGAACAGUUACAGGUUCAUAUCCAGACCAUUGGUAUUCUAGUAUCUGAGAAAUCGGAGCUGCAAACGGCACUACAAUACACACAACAGGCUGCACGACAAAAAACAGUUGAAGCAGAGGAGCUGAAUAACCGUCUGCAGGGAACGAAGCAGAGAGUGUCAGAGCUGGAGCGAACCCUUUCUUCUGUCUCCACUCAGCAGAAGCAGUUAGAAAAGUCCCAAAAAGAACUGGAAAAGGAAAGGGACAGCCUCCGACUUGAAGUUUUAAGAUUAAACAACUUGAGUGAAGAGUCAAAGCAGCAGAGCUCAGAGCUGUCAGAGCAACUGAAGUUGAGCGGACAGGAAAACUGUGCAAUGAAGCUGGAGGUGGAAGACCUUCGCAAGAGGCUGGAGAUUUCUGAUCUCAUGCUGCAACAGUGUUCAAACCAGUCAGAUCCCACUAUUGCAAACCAACAAGUUAAUUUACUGCUGGAAGAGAAGCAGCAGCUGGAGGUUCUAAAUCACCAGCUGAUGGAGUCCGUCUCCCAGCUGAAGACGGAGAGAGACUGUUAUGCCGAGCAGAUCCAGAAGGAGGGUCUCGUAUGGAAGGACAAAACAGAGCAGCUGCUAACACAGGUGACUUUGGUGGCAGAGGAGAGGGAUAGAAACAUUAACCGAGUGCAAGAGCUGGAGGCCAGCGUUGCUGAGCUGAAAAAUGCUGCAGCUUUAUUAUCUGCAGAGAAGGAAACUCGAGAUCAUGCAGAGCCUCAGACCUCCGGACCGUCUGAGCAGGAGGCGGCUCUGCAGGAGGCCCUCAGCAGCUUACAAGAAGAGAAAGAAGCGUUUGCUGCACAGUACCAGGCACAGCUGCGAGAUAACGAGCAGCUGAGUCGCCUGUGUGCCGAGCAGGAGGCGCGUCUGGGGGAGCUGGAGCGGCAGGUUGAGAGCCAAGCCCACGAGGAGGAGGACCGCCGACGCAUGUUGGAGGAUGUGCAGUCGGACAAAGCCACCAUCAGCCGCGCUCUCACCCAGAACCGCACUCUGAAGGAUCAGCUGGCUGAACUGCAGAAUGGAUUUGUCAAAUUGACAAAUGAGAACAUGGAGCUCACCACUGCCAUCCAGUCAGAACAUCACGUAAAGAAGGAGCUAGCCCGCAGAAUGGGAGAGCUGCAGGAGGAACUGCACAAUGUGAAGGAGCAGCUGGAGCUGAAAUGUCAGGAGGUCCAAGGCGUGGUGGAGCAGAGGGACCAGGUGGUGGCCCACCUGCAGCAGUACUCUGCUGCCUACCAGACGCUGGUCUCCGAGCGGGAGCAGCUCCACAAACAGUAUCUACAGCAGUGCCAGCUCCUGGACCGGCUGCAGCAUGACGAAAGCCACGGGCGCACGCAGCUGGAGAUCAGUCACAAUCAGCUCAAGCAAGCACAGGAGCAUUUGGAAAAGUUAGUCAGGGACAACGAGCAGCUGAAGGCUGAGGUGAUGGAGCUUCUCAACAGCUCAGCUCUCAUGUCAUCAUCAUCCAGAGACCAGGGGGAUGGAAUCGAAAGUCAGUCGUUGCAAGAGAGUCCAGAAGAAUCACCCUCCAUAAUUAUCCCAGAAGACUUUGAAAGCCGAAAAGAGAUGGAGGAUUUUAUCCAUGGUGCUUUGGCGCAGUUGAAAGCAGAGAGGGAUGAGACGAGGAGGCAGCUGGAAGAGGAGCACAGACUCCACAUGGCAGCCAGACAACAGGCCGCUGUAGCUGUCAGACUGGAGCAGCAGCAUCACAGCCACAGUGCCGCUCAUAAUCAUGAGCACAGCAGCAGCCAGGAUGGUGACUGUGAGCACACACAUGAGCAUUCAGGGGGAGUGCCGGUAGAAAUACACCAGGCCCUGCAAACUGCGAUGGAGAAACUCCAGCAGCGGUUUACGUCGCUCAUGCAGGAGAAAGCCGACCUGAAGGAGCGGGUGGAAGAGCUGGAGCACCGCUGCAUCCAGUUAUCUGGAGAGACAGACACUAUAGGAGAGUACAUUGCCCUUUACCAGAGUCAGAGAGCCAUCAUGAAGCAGAAGCAUCAGGAGAAGGAGCAGUACAUCAGCAUGCUCGCCCAGGACAAGGAGGAGAUGAAGGCAAAGCUGGCAGAGCUGCAGAACCUGGUGAUGAGGCUGGUGGCUGAGAGGAACGAGUGGUACAACCGCUACACUGGAGCGGCAGCAGGCGGGGGAACGGUGAACCCCGACCUGCUGCCUGUCGGAGAGGAUCACACACUUUCAGAGCAUCAACACACACACACAGAACUCAGUGGAGCAGAAGCCAUGGAGGCCGUCCCUUCUUCUGAGCCCUCAUCAGGUUUUGAAGCCUCCUCAUUCCACACCCCGUCUCCUGGGUCUGUUCAGACUGAGCCCAAGCCCCUGGUGCCCAAAGAGGACGGUACAGCCCAGCAAAUCAUGCAACUCCUCCACGAGAUCCAGAACCCCCAGGGCGCUCCCAGAUCCCCCCCAUUCCUCGGAGAGAACCCCUGCAUCCCGUUCUUUUAUCGACCCGACGAACAGGACGAAGUCAAGAUACUGGUGGUGUGAGUGUGCCUGAGUGCGAGCAUGAGAGAAACGUCCACACGUCUUUAAAUUUGGGAAAAUAAAAAACACUGCAGUUUACUUCAUUUGGAGCUCAUUGAUAACACUCUGAAAAUCAUUUGGCGUGUGGGUGUCCACACAGUCCUGGUAUCUCUGGCCAUGGAAUCCAUUUAUUUAGCCCGUUGCCUCAUUUUCAUCGUGAAAGGACUUGGCUACACUUUUGUUUGUUUCUAUGACAACACACACAUCCACAAACACAAAAAUACCCUUUCAUUUCCCUUUUGUUGUUUAACUCUCCACUGAUAUGAAUACAGUUCCCUCUGAUUGCUGUGAUGCUGAAGUUUUCAGUAAAAGUGUUGUUGAGAGCAUUCUUGUAAAUAUCAUCAGCAAUAGUUACUGUGAAAGAGGCUUGAUUAAAAUGAAAAAACAGGAUCGUUUGACAGGACUCAGCUUUUCCGUAUGGCGUUCAAGCGUUCAACCUUUAACACAUACAAUUACACAGUCACUAUCACAUCAGCGAUCAUAUUUCCCUGCUAUGUAAUAUGGCUCAGGACACAUAUUUCCCAAAUUUAGGAUUUUUUUCCAAUAGGGUGUGUUAACAAUUAUGCCCUCUAGGGGGCAGCACAAACCCUUCACUCAUGAAAAACAGUUGGAGAAAAAGACUGUGGACAUAUUUCUCAAAAUGCACCGUCCUUUUCUUGUGUGUGUGUGCGUGAGAGACUGAUAUCCAAAUUAACUUUUUAUAUUGUUUUUUUGUUUGUCGUGGGGAGAAGAUGAUCGCUAUUUCCACAUGCGUUCGGAUCCCUCUCCUCACGUCAAUUUUGAAUCUCUUCCUCGCCCGCCUCACACAUAUGUGCAAUAAGAAGGGGGUCAUGUAUUUUGCCCCUCUCCCUCUUUUACCGUAUUAUUAUAGCUCUCUAAAAGAAGCAGCUUUUGUACAAUUGUGUUGAAGUGAAAGUCUCCGUUCAGAUUCACUGUACACAUGCCAAAAAAAGCACCUCUCUUGAAUGUAAUAACUCUAAUAUUUAAAGUAUGUGAGCCUGAGGAGGUUGGAGAAAAGUGCAGAGAGAGGAUGUCGGGUUUGGGUGGCCAUUUAUUUAUUCUAGUUGAGAAAUAAAGGCAGAAAGGUGGAAGAUAAAGUCAAAAUAAAAGAAGCGUUUGAGCUUCAGAGGCUGUUCCAGUUUCAAGAAGGUAAAGGAGGCAUUCAGGACUGGUACUGUUCAUAGAAACUACCUUUUGUUGUCCAACACUGAAGACGAUUCCUAGUCGUGCAUGCAUAGUGAUCAAGAAAGAUAGUAUAAAUAAAUCAUCAGUAGACUGAGAAAACCAUGAAAACAUGGUUUAUACAACUAGUAUUGACGUCAGGACCUCAUGACGUCGUUCAAGUCAAGUUAAGGAUCUUUUUUUUUUUUUUUUAAUAAAAAUUACAGUUUGAGUUGCUGUGCAGUGUCCAGAAAUGUUAGAUCAGCUUUUCCUACUCUACACAUUCCUGUCCCUUUCCCCUCCCCACAUUUCAUUUGGUAGAAUCUGUCCAUCUUGACACGUUUCAUAGGAUUAAACUAAAUUUUUUUUGUAAGAAUUAUCAUCAUCUGAACUUCUAUGCACAUAAAUCAGGGGUCCCAGUGCGUUCUGGAUGAACUCCAGAUCAGAAAGAAAUAAAAGGACAAAAAUAAAGAAAUUAGGGUUCCUGACUAAUAUUUUCUCUUUGCUCACAUCUUUUUUUUUAAGCAUCCUUGUUCUCUUUAAGAAAAUCCUUAACCUUCAAAAACUGGUUGCAUUUGAGAUACAAAGAAGUUGGAAAUUUGAAAUAUUUAAGUCUGCUUUGACCUAUAGUAUAGAAAAAUCCUGAAUAACAACACUAUAAAUGUAAUCCUUGACCUAUACUGUUGGUUUACUUGUAGUUGAACAUAUCCGAGAUGUUUUAAUGCACCUUUAUGACAACUGGACUGUGGGAUUGGGUCUGCUCCUCAUUUGGACUUCGAUGUUUUGAUGCUCUAACCUUUAAAGAAGGAGUAAAAAGGGGUUCCUAUGAAGCUUGCUGCUGAAGCUGAGGAUCCCAGUGAACCUCUCAGUGUGUUUGUGCUGCUCUGAGGAUGGGAACGAUGUGCAAGUAGGGAAAGAACAUAUUUUUUCUGGUUUCCUCCAAAGCUUUGAUAAGAAGGAACGAGUCUGGUUUUAGCACACUUCUUUAUGAAACUGAAGGUCAAGAGAAGUUCUUUGGGGCAUUAUGAAGCAGAACUGAAGAUGUUUGCCUAGAAAAAUAAUUGAUUCCUUUAGUAAUUAGGAGCAAAUACCAUUUCAUUUACUAAUCUGUUUCUGAACUGUAUGGUCUUUACAUAGUAAAUAGUGUUAUUAUGAUUAUCAUUCAGAGAGCAGAAGUUGGAUAAAAAUGAUGACAAUGACCAGAACAUAUGUUAUCAUUUUUUCCACUAGAAUCCUCCACAUCCUUGUUCUGUCUGGUUUCAGCUUUUAACAUGCCACAGUUGAUCUAUCUUUCUUUUUUUUUCUCAAUUGUUUACUUUAUUUGGGGGUUUAGCGGUCAAAGAUGUAAAAAUCCUUUUGGAGUUUGUGAAAUACAAAAAUGGGGAUUUUUUUGGAUAAUCGUCUGCUUAACAUGUAAAGCAGUGGAAGCAUUUAUUGUCCUUGAUGUAACAGCAGUGGUGUAUAUACUGUAACAGUGUAAUAUAUUGUACAUUCAUUAUGCCUGGUGUGUGUUUGGGGGGGCGCUGCUCUGCCUGUGUGAGUGAGUGAGUGUUAGUACAGGGUUGGGGUGUUGGCUGUUACUGACUGGUGUGAUUUAAUACAAAGAUGGAAAAAAAAAAGAAAAUAUUUAUUUGGAAUAAGUUAGUACUGAAACUAAUCAGUUUUAUUGUAAACUAGAAAAGAGUAGGAUGGGAAUGAAGGAUCAUUAAGAGACCUGGUUAAAUAUUUUUGAAUGCUGCUUCUGACGGGAGCUCUUUGAUUUUUAUUUUUAUUUUUUUUCUUGAGUAAUAUUUUCUCUUGAUUCUCCUGAAUAAAACUGAUUGAGCA